Messenger RNA from Oncorhynchus tshawytscha (Chinook salmon), 7332 nucleotides. RefSeq names its product BAH and coiled-coil domain-containing protein 1. The transcript is spliced from 24 exons. The record is from RefSeq and is a predicted model, not a curated record. Gene Ontology annotation, molecular function: chromatin binding. NCBI's taxonomy places the organism in Eukaryota, Metazoa, Chordata, Actinopteri, Salmoniformes, Salmonidae. The coding region runs from base 42 to 6074 and encodes 2010 amino acids.
CUCCCUGAACUGAUAUUUGUCUCCUAGGACCUCCUCGCUCCAUGUAUCCCUCAGACCCUGCAGGAGAGGAGGAGAGGAAGAGGAUGAGUGGAGAGCGGAUGGGUCUGACCUGCCUGGACCGAGACAGAGAGGCCUACAUCAGGGAUAAUAAGGAUCCAGUGGACUUCACAAGGAUCCAUCCGUCCAACAGCUGUCACGGUGACAUCACCUCUCACCUCAUGGUGCCGGGUGGGACUUCCCUACAAUCUGGCCAAUUAGGAGACCCCUCUGCACAUGCACACGCCCACUCGGCCCACCACCAUUGGCUGCCGAGCACUGGAAGUCCCUCUAUCUGGAUGACAAGCCACUCCUACGGAAUCGGCCACUCAGCCCUUCACCAGAACCUCGCCCCAGGGUUUUCUGCAGCCAUGCCAGGGUCUCUACAGCCUGUGCUGCCUCUGCCUCAGGACCCGUCUACCCAGCUGGUGGUGCUACCCACAGAGCCUGCUGCCCACCCUGUCACACAUCACCUGGAUGUGAUGGAGCAGCCUGGGCUGUGGCCCCCAGUGUACGGAGCCCGAGGGCCCUCCUCCCACAUACACCCACAACACCCCGCUGUGUACUCCCGCUCGCAGUUUCUACGGCAACAGGAGCUGUACGCUCUCCAGCAGCAUCAACAGCAUCAUCAUCUGCAGCAGCAGCAUCAACACCAACAGCAACAGAGUCACCAGUCUCACCCCCAGUCACAACCCCAGUCACAACCCCAGUCACAGCCCCAGCCACAGCCCCAGCCACAACCACAGCCCCAGCAGCACCACAGGGCAGCACAGACCAUGGAGCUUCAACACAGACCCAACCACACCCAGGUGCAGAAGAGACCAGAGUCAGUGGAGCUGGAGGAGCUGCUCUCUGAGCCACCAGGUUCUAAACCUUCCAAACCCUACUCCUCCUACCACAGAAACACCCCCACCCCGGGGGCCUGCACUGCUCACCUGUCCCCCUGCUGCCAGUCCCAGUCCCCCACCCUGCGCCCCCACCCUAAGAGCACCCCAUCCACCCCCUGCCCCGCCCCUAGCCCGGCAGCCGCCGCCCCUCGGUCUCCGGAAAUCAGUCCCGCCCCCCCACAGCUGCCAAAAGGGACGGAGACCCAGGACAAGAGAGGAGAGGGACAGCCCCUGCAGGAUUACCCACAAUCCCUGGAGCCUGACUUGCCUCCUGGAUACACCUACCCUGCCAUCGCCAUGGGUUACAGGAGCUGCACAUCGCCCCACGAUGUCCGAUUGGCCGAGCCAGCUGACCUGGAGGCGGUUCAGGCGGAGCCUGCUGAGAAUGCUCCCCAGCCUCUCUCCAGCCUAGGGGCGGAGCUAGAGUGUCAGGCCAUGGUGAGGCCCCUCCCACACCAGGAAGUGGAGGAGGAAGAGGAGGGGCAAAAGGAAGAGGAGGUGCAGAGAGAGGAGAUGGAAGCCAGAGUAGCAGCAGGCAGCUGUGGACCUCCAGAUCAGGAGCAUAGGGAGGAGCAGGAGGAGGAGGUGUCAGUGUGUCCUCCUGCGGAGAGCCGUGUGUGUGACACCGCCUCCGAGGAGGAGAACCACAGAGAUGACCCCACCUCCACCCUGGAGGAGCAGGAGGAGGAAAAGUGCAAGGUGGAGAGAGGACAGCAGCAGGAGGUGGCAGGAGAACAGGAGGAGCAGGACUCCACCAUCAUCGACCUGGACCCUCCCUGCCCUGCCCAGCCCCAUCAGGAGGCACAUACCGAGGAGGAAGAGGAGGGAGGAGAGGAGGAGAGUACUCCUAAUGAUGACAACCACUCAGUAGAGUUGGUGUGCCUCUCCCCCUCCUCUCCCUCUCUGUUCCCCAGCCAGUCUAUCAUCACCCUCUCCACCCCCCUGAAACCCAUUGUGCCUAGUUACUGGAGCCUAGAGCUGCUGAUCGCUGCAGCCUUCUGUGCCGACGUCCCUCCGUUUCCCAUGCUGGCCUCCAGCACCCUCCAGCCCCAGGCCUGUGACACCCAUCCCUGCCCCAGCCACCCCCACCACGGCAUGGAGCUGCUCAGCGAGCUGGCCGACCUGGAGCUCCAACAGCACCGACACAACACAGGAGACAGCCAAGGAGAGGAGAUGUUGAUCUUUGACCUCCAGAGUCUUGCCACCCUGGCAGCAGCCCGUGCCUUGGAGCUGGGUGCCCAGGAGGGUAGCGGGGAGGGUGCCGGGCGGCACUACCCGGCCCGCAAGACCCUCAACCUGCGCAGGAAAUACAGCUGGACACCUCGCCACGAACCGGCAUGCCCGGCCAAGGGCACCAUGGAGAGGAUGGAGGGUCCGGAGCUGGCCAUGCGGGUGAAGCUGGCAGAGCUCCAGAGGCGCUACAAAGAGAAACAGAGGGAGUUAGCCAAGCUACAGAGGAAGCAUGACCACCAGAAGGAGGAAACACCUCGCAGCCCUGCUCGUAGAGGACCGGGGCGGCCCAGGAAACGUAAAUCAACCCCCGCCGCUGGCCCAGGCUCCUCCUCUGAGACCCAGAGGAAAGUCAAGUCGUUAGGGGCGGGACUUGGCCUGUCGCCCGAGGACCUGCUGGGAGGAGGGGGUGGGGACGCCCAGAGGAAGAAGAAGAAGCUGUCCAAUCGGGGCUUUGAGCAGCUCGGCGCGGCAGAGAUAAAAGUGCAUGGCAGUAGCAGAAAGAGUGUCCUUCACGGUGUCCUCAGCUCUAAGCUGGCCCGUGACGUGGCCCAUCAGCAGCUCAGACAGCACAAGGCCCAGGGCGGGAAGAGGACUGGGAUGGGGGCGGGACCACGGGAUAAGGAGGAGUCGGCCUCUGCAGCUAGUUCUGCCCCAAAGCACCAUGGACAUCGAGGCCAGGCCACCUCCAAGGCCGAGUCCAGACGAGUCAUCAACGAGUCCGGCGGUCAGAGUGACACAGCAGCCAGUGCAGACAGCGGCGGCCAGGAGGGCUGGACAGGGACCCCGCUGAUGAUGCGUGGGGGCAGGAGGAAAGGGAUGGGGGGAGCUCUUGGGGUCCAGGGAUCCACACGGCUGCAGCAGCCCAGGGCCAGGGUCCUCCGAGCCAGGAGUCAGGAAGCCAUGGAGGGGGGAGAGACCUCCCCUACAGAGAGUGAAUCCUCCAACCAGGAAGACGAAGAAGAGGAAGGAAGUUAUGACAGUGACGAAGGACAAGACAUCAAAGCACAACCCUCCCGAGACAUCUCUUCAUGCUCCACUGUGACUGGUCCCUCCCCCUCGUCUGUCGUCAAGCUGGAGGCCAAUCAGAAAGCACGAAACAAAAAAGAGAGGCAGGAGCUUUACGGUUCCCAGAGUUUGUCCGGGGCAGAGGGAGAGGUGAAGGUGAGGAAGAGGGCCCCCUGUAGGCUUGGCAUGGUCACUGCAGCCAAGAAGCACCCAGAGUAUCAGGACCAGUCAGAGGGGAUGAGGAGGGCCGGCGGACCCAGGUCCCAGGAGCCUCGCCGGGAGAGCCUAGGGACCCGGGGCAGCCUCUACCGGAGGACCAUGGGGCCGGUCACCUUCCCCACCACCAGUGAGAGGCUGAAGAGGGCCACACGCAAGAGCACCAUGCUGAGGGGACCCAUUAACAAGAGGAGAAGUUGCUGGUCAGGCGGUGUCCAAUCACCUCAGAGUGACGACAACAGUUGCAGGGGGAGGAGGAUCCGAAACAAACAGCCCAAGGGCCGUGCAGUGAGCCGUCUACUAGAGAGCAUGGCGGCGGACGAGGGCUUUCAGAUGGAUGAGGAUGAUAGCAGCUUCUCAGAGGGGGAUGAGGACAGUAACCCAUCAUACCAUCACAACCCCAGGAGUCCACUAGCAGCCCCCAGCUGUGUCCUGACCAGACAGCUGCUGACAGAUGGACUCAGGGUGCUGAUCUCCAAGGAGGAUGAACUUCUCUACGCAGCCCGGGUCCACACACUGGAGCUGCCAGACAUCUACAGCAUUGUUAUUGACGGGGAGAGAGGAAACCGCCCCAGAAUCUACUCACUGGAGCAACUGCUGCAGGAAGCGGUCCUGGAUGUGCGUCCAGAGACAGAGUCGGUGCUCUCUGAGGGGAUGAGGGUGUGUGCCUACUGGAGCGAACGCUCUCGCUGCCUAUACCCAGGCAACAUACGCCAAGGUGGUUCAGGGGAGGAGGGGAAGCAGGGAGGUGUAAUGGUGGAGUUUGAUGACGGAGACAGGGGGAGGAUCUCCCUCCUAAACAUCCGCCUCCUCCCCCCGGGCUACCAGAUCCACUGUGCGGAGUCGUCCCCUGCCCACCUGGUGUCUAGCGGCCGGGCGGCUCGGAGGAGCUUCAGUCUGGAAAAAGCCCCCCUGAGUGAGAGAGUCUCGGAGAGACAGGCCAGCACAGAGCCUGUCAGGAGACGACCAGGGAGACCCAAAGGUUCAGGGAAAAAGAAGAACCUGUCAGACAGCACCAAUAAGAACGCAGCCCCUCUGCUCAGCUGGCCGGCUGUGGCCGUCCCCAGGAAGAGGGCCUGUGAAAAUCUGUUCCAGCUCAACGGGACUCCCAGGAAGGCCCUGAGGGGGACGAGGGAGGCGCACCUGUUCCCCCUGCCCCCGGCCCCUGUCUCUACCCCGACCAAGGGUCUGUUCAGCAGCAGCUCCUUCGAGGUUGACUCCUUCAGCAGCAUCGCUAACGGCUACUCCUCCUUCUGUAGCACCCAGCCCACCGGCAUGUCCCUGGGUUCCAGGACCGGGCCCUAUGUCCAGAGACGGAGGCCCGGCGAGGUGCCGCGGAGCAGCAGGAAGAGCAGUCAGGAGUUCCUGGUCAAACUGGAUCACGAGGGGGUGACUUCACCCAAGACGAAGAACAGCAAGGCCCUGCUACUGCUGGGCGGUGGCUCUGGGUUCGGGGCCAAAGGCGUGGGCGGCCUCCCCAGGCCUGAGGCCUACUCCCACCCAGUCCUGCUGGUCAAGGACAACAGGAAGGGAGUUUCUGCCUCGAGGGCUGAGCUCCUCCUUAAGGGUGCCCCUCCUCCACAGAGGAAGGCUUCUCCCUCCCUGGCUAUGGGGGAGUACGGUGUCGGCGAGCUUGGUCUCAGCUGCCAUCGGGACUGCCACAGCUCCUACUCGGACCUGGACAACGAAGAGGAGGAGGAAGAGGAGGAGAGGAGGAGGAGAAGGGGGGCUGCACUGGCCACAGCAGCCUCUGGAGGACUGAGGACGGCAGGAAGCUUUCUCUCGCGCCUCUCCGUCUCAUCCUCUUCCUCUGGUUCCUCAAGUUCGUCCAGCUCAGGCUCCAUGUCCAGUUCCAGCCUGUGCUCCUCGGAUAACGACUCGUCCUACAGCUCGGAGGAUGAGGAGAGCUCCACGCUGCUGCUACAGAGCUGCCUGUCCUCUCACCAUGGCCUGCUGCAGUCCCCUGAGCCCCCGGCUGCAGCCGGACCCCACCAGGGCCAACAGUCCUUCGUGGCCAAGGCUGUGGCCGUAUCCAACACCAAGGGAGGAGGAGCCACCAACGACCACAGUGCCAACAACAAGCUUCUCAAAAGGAAGGAGUGUAGCAGCUCAUCCCCCUCCAAACCCCCCAGAGACCUGGUGAAGAGGCAAAGGGUUAUCCCCGGUGAUGCAGGACCAAGACCCAAGAUGAACACGUUCCUACCGGGAAGACAGAUGUGGAGGUGGUCGGGGAACCCCACUCAGAGGCGGGGGCUGAAGGGGAAGUCCAGGAAGCUGUUCUACAAGGCCAUCGUACGGGGAAGGGACACGGUGCGAGUGGGCGACUGUGCCAUGUUCCUCUCUGCCGGCCGGCCCCACCUACCCUACGUGGGCCGCAUCGAGAACUUCUGGGAAUCCUGGAGCGCCAACAUGGUGGUGAAGGUCAAGUGGUUCUACCACCCAGAGGAGACCAAGUUGGGCCAGAGGCACCGCGACAGCAAGCACGCUCUGUAUCAGUCGUGCCACGAGGACGAGAAUGACGUCCAGACAAUCUCCCACAAGUGCCAGGUGGUGAGCCGCGAGGAGUAUGAGCACAUGGCCCGCGGCCAGAAACCCAGCAGCAGCGUGACCACCCAAGGCCUGUACUAUCUGGCUGGCACCUAUGACCCCACCAGUGGUCAACUGCUCACUGCUGAGGGGGUGGCCAUCGUCUGCUGAGCUGAGGACAUCUUGUCCUAAGGAUACUACUGAACCACCCAUCUGAUGGGAAAUGAAGGUGAAGGUCCCCGCAGCUUUGCCUGAAGGACCCCUGGUCUGACUCAGUCCGUAGGAGGGUUCCCAGAUGGGUCAGUCCUGGAGGAAGUGAAGGUCAAGGUGCCUGUGGCUUUGCCUGAAGGACCCAUGGACUGACUCAGUCCGUAGGAGGGUUCCCAGAUGGGUCAGUCCUGGAGGAAGUGAAGGUCAAGGUGCCUGUGGCUUUGCCUGAAGGACCCAUGGCCUGACUCAGUCCGUAGGAGGGUUCCCAGAUGGGUCAGUCCUGGAGGAAGUGAAGGACCCCUGGCCUUAGUCAGUGCUGACUAGUGGUGGACGUCAGGGCCAAGGCAGGGCUGUCCCCUGUCUACACUGGAUAUCUCAACACACAUGGCUGCUAGACUGGGGUGUAGUUAGAAGAAGGGGAGGGGGUAGCCAUUCACAGCAGUGAACCCCAUUCUGCUCCCAUCCUCACUGGGUAACUGAACACAAGGAUCUGGGUCCUGAACAACCACAAUCCAGGAGGUCAAUGACACCCGACUGACUUUCCAUUGGUCCAACUUAACAUCUCUUUAGUUUAGACUGAGGAUGGCAUGUUUGAGGGACUGUUUCACACCUCAUCUUUACACCACUCACCCAUCAUAGGUCACCAAAUUAGAGCUGAACAUAGGUUUGGAUUGGACAGCUCAAGGCACCAUUAGGUCGCUCCGGACCAGGCCUGUGGUUGCCUCAUUUCAGCUGAGUGAGUGAGUGAGUGAGGUAUGGGAUGUACACUCCAUAGUUCGUCUUCAUGAUUCCAGGGAUGAUAAAAUAUGUAUAAGAUAUCCAUGAUAAAGAUGUAAAUAUUUGGAAUGAUUUUUCCAGUCAAGCCAUACACUUCAGUACCUCUUGUCUCUCUUAUGGAUCAGGUGUAUACUGUACAGGUCAGUUAUCUGUUCUUUUUGUUGUUGUUGUCUAUAUGUAUAUAACAACUAUUUUAUAUACAAGUAUAUAUGAAAGGUAUCUUUCCAUGUUUUUUUAUUGAUUUAUUUUUCUAUGAGGGGUGAAUAUGGCUCUUUGUGUUUUUCUUUGGGACGAUGAGCUUAAGAUGUAAAAGUGUUGCACUACACAUGACCUGCUGAGACAGACAGACAGACAGACAGACAGACAGACAGACAGACAGACAGGCAGGCAGGCAGGCAGGACAGGCAGGCAGGCAGGCAGGCAGGCAGACAGCAGGACAGGC